This is a messenger RNA of Gossypium arboreum, 4145 nucleotides long. RefSeq names its product exocyst complex component SEC3A. Gene Ontology annotation, molecular function: phosphatidylinositol-4,5-bisphosphate binding. Gene Ontology annotation, cellular component: plasma membrane; exocyst. The record is from RefSeq and is a predicted model, not a curated record. Bases 1207 to 3867 code for a protein of 886 amino acids. NCBI's taxonomy places the organism in Eukaryota, Viridiplantae, Streptophyta, Magnoliopsida, Malvales, Malvaceae. The transcript has 25 exons. Gene Ontology annotation, biological process: exocytosis; Golgi to plasma membrane transport.
AUGCAAGCAAUAUAGAUUUGAGGCUGAUUCAAUUCUACAAAAAUGCUACCCAGAAUCAUCUUUUGCUUUGCAGUUGUUAUAGCCAUUGCGGUGGUUGUCCUAUUGGCCUUGCUCUCACCGGUAAGCCACAGAAGUUCAUCAAAGAACCCUUCCAGACCUUGGCUGGCCCUCUCCAUGUACAUUCAACACCCACACAUCUCAAGGUCUAGUGUCCAACCUGUUGCCCAGUCAGAUGCCGGAGCCUUCGUCUUUCACCGUGCCCUCACGGAGGGACCGAAGAACACGUCUCGAAUAGUCGGGAAAGCCCAAGGCUUCAUUAUUCCGAUUGAACAUUUCGCCGAUUCCGCAUUCAACAUAAUUUAUCUCACUUUCGAAACACCCAAGCUCAAUGGGAGCCUGAGUAUCCAGGCCAAUAAUGUGGAACACGAGGAUAGGCAAGAACUAACAGUGGUUGGAGGAACAGGUUAUUUUGCAUUUGCACGUGGGCUUGCAGUGUUCAUGCAGACUAAAUCCCAAUCAUCUGAAGCUGAUCCCACUUAUCAUGUAAAGCUUCAGCUUAGAUUUCCCAAUAGAUCUCAGACCAUUCCAGGGUGAGGCAGCAAAAGUAGAACCAUCUGUUGGGCAUGAUCCUUGUUUUAAAAGAUCCAAAUUUACAAUGAUAAAUUUUGAACUGCCUAAAUUAAACAAAACCCAGCAUAAGGAAGAUGAUUUCCAAGUCCAAGAUCUGGUAAAAAGGACAUGAACCAGGAUUCAAAAUGCUUAAUAGUUGAGGAAUGGUUGCAGCCCGUGGAAACGGAAGUUAGGCUUUAGAGUUAAUUUUAUUUUAUGGAGUUUGAGUUUUGAUACAAUUAAUAUUUCCAGUUAUUGGAUUGGUUAGAGUUUGCAGUGUAAUUAAUACGAAAUUAUAGUGUUUAAAUAAUAAAAGAAGCAAAAGCUAAUUAUGUGUUUUUAAAAAUGUUAAAGAGACCUUACUUCCAACCCGGUUUAUACAGAGAAAUCGGGCCGAGCCUCUCGGUUUAUAAUUUUCGUCCAUAAAUAGCCGGCUCAUAUUACUUUCCUUUCUUUUUCCUAAUUUAUUUUUUUAUUUGGACUGUGUCUGGUAAAGAGCUAGUCAAGCAAUUUUCACAUUUUAUCUCUUGCUUUAUUUCUAUCUAUCUCUUGGAGAUUCGGCAACUGGCGAGCUUCCGUCGGUUGAAGGAAUACGAAAUGGCAAAGUCGAGCGCGGACGAUGAGGAGUUAAGGCGAGCUUGCGAGGCCGCAAUCGAAGGCACGAAGCAGAAGAUCGUGAUGUCGAUUCGCGUCGCUAAAAGCCGCGGGAUCUGGGGUAAAUCUGGCAGAUUGGGUCGCAACAUGGCUAAACCUAGAGUCCUUGCUCUCUCCGUGAAAUCAAAAGGUCAGGAAACUGAAGCUUUUCUGCGAGUUUUGAAGUAUUCUUCAGGAGGAGUUCUUGAGCCUGCAAAGUUAUACAAGCUGAAGCAUCUUUCAAAGGUGGAGGUUGUGACUAAUGACCCUAGUGGAUGCACUUUUACUUUGGGAUUUGAUAAUCUCAGAAGCCAAAGUGUUGCUCCACCUCAGUGGACUAUGCGCAAUAUUGAUGACAGGAACCGCCUUUUAUUAUGUAUCUUAAACAUCUGCAAAGAUGUACUGGGUUGUCUUCCCAAAGUUGUUGGUGUAGAUAUUGUGGAAAUGGCUCUUUGGGCUAAGGAAAAUACACCCUCAGUCACUACUCAAAGAAAUCUACAAGAUGGACCAGUUGCAACUACAGUACCAGAAAGUGGCAUGAAAGUGACUGUUGAAAAGGAACUCGUCUCUCAAGUAGAGGAAGAGGACAUUGAGGCUCUCUUGGGCACCUAUGUCAUGGGCAUUGGUGAAGCAGAAGCAUUUUCUGAACGGUUGAAGCGAGAGCUUCAUGCCCUGGAAGCAGCAAAUGUGCAUGCCAUUUUGGAAAGUGAACCUCUAGUAGAUGAGGUCUUGCAAGGGCUAGAGGCAGCAACAAGUUGUGUUGAUGACAUGGAUGACUGGUUAGGCAUGUUCAAUGUCAAAUUACGACAUAUGAGAGAAGACAUUGAAUCGAUAGAGAGCCGCAACAACAAGUUAGAGAUGCAAUCUGUAAAUAAUAAAUCACUCAUUGAAGAACUUGAUAAGCUUCUUGAACGACUGCGUGUCCCUUCUGAGUAUGCAGCAUGUCUGACAGGAGGCUCGUUUGAUGAGGCUCGCAUGCUUCAAAAUGUUGAAGCAUGUGAGUGGUUAACUGGUGCUUUGCGUGGCCUUCAAGUACCUAACUUGGAUCCCAGUUAUGCAAAAAUGCGAGCUGUUAAAGAUAAGCGGGCAGAACUCGAAAAACUAAAAGCUACAUUUGUCCGGAGAGCUUCUGAGUUUUUGAGAAACUACUUUGCCAGUUUGGUGGAUUUUAUGAUUGGUGACAAAAGCUAUUUCUCUCAGCGGGGACAGUUGAAGAGGCCUGAUCAUGCUGACUUGCGGUAUAAAUGCAGGACGUAUGCUCGCCUUCUGCAACAUUUAAAGAGUCUUGAUAAGAGCUGCUUGGGUCCUUUAAGGAAAGCUUAUUGUAGCUCCCUUAACUUACUUCUGCGCCGUGAGGCUCGUGAAUUUGCCAAUGAGCUUCGUGCUAGUACAAAAGCAUCAAGAAAUCCAACUGUAUGGCUGGAGGCUUCCACAGGUGGCAGUCAAAGUGGGAAUAGUGCAGACACUUCAGCGGUUUCUGAUGCUUAUGCCAAAAUGCUGACAAUUUUUAUUCCCCUACUUGUAGAUGAGAGUUCUUUCUUUGCACACUUCAUGUGCUUUGAAGUUCCUGCACUUGCUCCCCCUGGAGGUGUUGCUAAUGGUAGUAAAAGUGGAUCCUAUGAUGAUGAUACCAAUGAUGAUGAUCUGGGCAUUAUGGAUAUUGAUGACAAUGAUAGUAAAGCUGGUAAAACUUAUGCUGAUCUUCAAUCACUAAAUGAGUCACUACAGGAUUUGCUCGAUGGAAUUCAAGAAGACUUUUAUGCUGUAGUUGAUUGGGCAUACAAGAUUGACCCUCUGCGUUGCAUAUCCAUGCAUGGUAUAACAGAGCGCUAUCUAUCUGGCCAGAAAGCUGAUGCGGCAGGAUUUGUGCGUCUCCUGCUUGGUGCUCUUGAAUCAAAAAUUUCUAUGCAGUUCAGCCGGUUUGUUGACGAGGCUUGCCAUCAAAUUGAAAGAAAUGAACGCAACGUGCGACAAAUGGGAGUCUUGUCUUACAUCCCUCGGUUUGCAACUCUAGCCACCCGCAUGGAACAGUACAUUCAAGGACAAUCACGGGACUUGGUUGAUCAAGCAUACACCAAAUUUGUUAGCGUUAUGUUUGCUACUCUUGAAAAACUGGCACAAACGGAUCCAAAAUAUGCUGAUAUAUUUCUUUUAGAAAAUUAUGCAGCAUUCCAGAAUAGCUUGUAUGAUCUGGCCAAUGUUGUGCCCACCUUAGCCAAAUUUUAUCACCAAGCAAGUGAAGCAUAUGAACAAGCAUGUACACGUCAUAUCAGCAUGAUAAUAUACUAUCAAUUUGAACGACUGUUCCAAUUUGCUCGAAAGAUUGAGGAUUUAAUGUUUACAAUUUCAGCGGAAGAGAUACCUUUUCAGCUUGGAUUGUCUAAAAUGGAUCUCCGGAAGAUGUUAAAAUCCAGUUUAUCUGGGGUUGACAAAUCUAUUACUGCAAUGUAUAAGAAGUUGCAGAAGAACUUGACAUCUGAGGAGCUGUUACCCUCUUUGUGGGACAAGUGCAAGAAAGAGUUUCUGGACAAGUACGAUAGCUUUGCCCAACUCGUUGCCAAAAUUUACCCCACGGAAACCAUCCCAUCGGUUAGUGAAAUGAGAGACCUGCUUGCUUCCAUGUAAAAGGGACAGAUUUUGCCUUCUGUAUAAUCUUCUGUAUUUUCCAUUUGGAGCGGAGAGCCGUAUUAGCUUGCUCUAAUUAUUAAAGUUGUAAUAUAAUAGACAAUCGCCCCUCCAAAACCCAUAUUUCAAUUUAUUUGAAACUUACCCAUUAUAUUCAUUCAUUAUCGGAUAGAAGUUGCUGUUGUAUCAUGUUCAAUGUAAAAUUGUUUUAUUUGUCUGCUCUACAUUUCGUAAGGUUUAAUAGAGUUUUUGGAAUUCCAUUCUUUAAUUCUCAAAAA